Anguilla rostrata (American eel) is the source of this 4941-nucleotide messenger RNA. Its product is annotated as importin-9. Lineage: Eukaryota; Metazoa; Chordata; Actinopteri; Anguilliformes; Anguillidae. Gene Ontology annotation, cellular component: cytosol; nuclear envelope. Gene Ontology annotation, biological process: protein import into nucleus. Bases 108 to 3239 code for a protein of 1043 amino acids. Gene Ontology annotation, molecular function: small GTPase binding. The record is from RefSeq and is a predicted model, not a curated record. The transcript is spliced from 24 exons.
AUUGGUGAUCUGACAGCUCCCCCUCCUCACUGGAGCUCCGAGCAUUGGCGGGCUCUGGCGCAUCAUCUUGCGAUUCUGCAGCGGCGCCAGGCUCUACGGACAGAAGUAUGGCGGGUGUAAACGCUUCGGGACCCGGCUCGGUUUCGGCCGCUGGUCCCGUUCAACAGGGACUAAAGGAGGCGCUCAUAGAAACGCUGACGGCGAUCCUGUCCCCCGUGCAAGAAGUACGAGCUGCUGCCGAGGAGCAGAUCAAAGUACUGGAAGUGACUGAGGAGUUUGGAGUUCACCUGGCGGAACUGACCGUCGACCCCCAGGGAGCCCUCGCGAUUCGACAGCUGGCCUCUGUCAUUCUGAAGCAGUAUGUGGAGACGCACUGGUGCUCCCAGUCGGAGAAGUUCCGGCACCCAGAGACCUCUGAGCGGGCGAAGGCGGCGAUUCGGCAGCUGCUCCCAGGCGGUCUGCGGGAGGCCAUCAGUAAGGUGCGCUCCAGCGUGGCGUACGCGGUGUCCGCCAUCGCGCACUGGGACUGGCCCGAGGCCUGGCCCCAACUCUUCACCCUGCUCAUGGACAUGCUGGUCAGCGGCGACAUCAACGCCGUGCACGGAGCCAUGAGAGUUCUCACAGAGUUUACCCGUGAGGUCACGGAUACGCAGAUGCCGCUGGUUGCCCCGGUGAUUUUACCAGAGAUGUACAAGAUCUUCACCAUGGCCGAGGUUUACAGCAUUCGCACACGCUCCAGAGCCGUGGAGAUCUUCACCACCUGUGCCAACCUGAUCUCUGCCAUCGAGGAGCUGGAGAAGGGUGCAGCCAAAGCCCUGAUAUUCCCUGUAGUGCAGCAGUUCACCGAGGCCUUUGUGCAAGCGCUGCAGAUGCCCGACGGGCCGUCCUCCGACAGCGGACUCAAGAUGGAGGUCCUGAAGGCGGUGACGGCCCUGGUGAAGAACUUCCCCAAGCCCAUGGUGACCUCCAUGCAGCAGAUCCUGCCCAUUGUCUGGAACACGCUAACCGAGAGCGCGGCUUUCUAUGUCCGAACGGAAGUGAACUACACCGAGGAGGUGGACGACCCUGUCGACUCUGAUGGGGAGGUGCUGGGCUUUGAGAACCUGGUGUUCAGCAUCUUUGAGUUUGUCCACACCCUGCUGGAGAACAGCCGAUUUAAGAGCACUGUGAAGAAGGCCCUGCCUGAGCUCAUCUACUACGUCAUCCUGUACAUGCAGAUCACCGAGGAGCAGAUCAAGGUGUGGACGGCCAACCCUCAGCAGUUUGUGGAGGACGAAGACGACGACACUUUCUCCUACACCGUGCGCAUCUCUGCGCAGGACCUGCUGCUGGCAGUGGCCGCGGAGUUCCAGAAUGAGAGCGCGGCAGCGUUGGCUGCAGCCGCUACGAAGCACCUGCAGGAGGCAGAGCAAGCCAAGAACAGUGGGAAUGAGCACUGGUGGAAGAUCCAUGAGGCCUGCAUGCUGGCGUUGGGCUCGGUGAAGAGCAUCAUCACGGAGAACGUGAAGAGCGGCCGGGUCCAGUUCGACAUGCACGGCUUCCUGGCCAACGUCAUCCUGGCGGACCUCAACCUGGCGGCCGCGUCCCCGUUCCUGCUGGGCCGCGCCCUGUGGGCCGCCAGCCGCUUCACGGCCGCCAUGUCCCCCGAGCUCAUCCAGCAGUUCCUCCAGGCCACCGUCAGCGGCCUGCACGACAGCCAGCCGCCCUCCGUCAGGAUCUCCGCCGUGCGUGCCAUCUGGGGGUACUGCGACCAGCUGAAGAUGUCGGAUAGCACGCACGUGCUGCAGCCCUUCCUCCCCAGCGUGCUGGACGGCCUGGUGCAGCUGGCGGCCCAGUUCAGCUCCGAGGUUCUGACGCUGGUGAUGGAGACGCUCUGCAUCGUCUGCACGGUGGACCCGGCCUUCACCACCGGCGCCGAGAGCAAGAUCUGCCCGCUCACCAUCGCCAUCUUCCUCAAGUACAGCAACGACCCGGUGGUGGCGUCGCUGGCGCAGGACAUCUUUAAGGAGCUGGCGCAGAUCGAGGCGUGCCAGGGCCCCAUGCAGAUGCGGCUCAUCCCCACCCUGAUCAGCAUCAUGCAGGCGCCGUCCGACAAGAUCCCCGCCGGGCUGUGUGCAACGGCCAUUGACAUCCUGACCACGGUGGUGCGGCACACCAAGCCUCCGCUCUCUGAGAUGCUGAUCUGCCAGGCCUUCCCUGUGGUGGCACAUUGCACCCUGCACACGGACGACAACGCUACCAUGCAGAACGGCGGCGAGUGUCUGCGCGCGUACGUCUCGGUGGCGCUGGAGCAGGUGGGGCAGUGGCGGGACGAGCAGGGCCGCGGGGGCCUCUGGUACGUGAUGCAGGUGGUGAGCCAGCUCCUGGACCCGCGCACGUCCGAGUUCACGGCGGCCUUCGUGGGCCGGCUGGUCUCCACGCUCAUCGCCCACGCCGGCACGCAGCUGGGCGACAACCUGGACCAGAUCCUGCGCGCCAUCCUCAGCAAGAUGCAGCAGGCCGAGACGCUCAGCGUCAUGCAGUCCCUGAUCAUGGUGUUCGCGCACCUGGUGCACUCCCAGCUGGAGCCGCUGCUGGAGUUCCUGUGCAGCCUGCCGGGCCCCACGGGGAAGCCCGCGCUCGAGUUCGUCAUGACCGAGUGGAUGAGCCGCCAGCACCUGUUCUACGGCCAGUACGAGGGCAAAGUCAGCACGGUGGCGCUGUGUAAGCUGCUGCAGCAUGGACUCAACACCAACGACAAGCGGCUGCAGGACAUCGUGGUGAAGGGCGAGGAGAUCUUCAGCGCCAGCGAGGGCAUCCGCACGCGCUCCAAAAGUGCCAAGAACCCUGAACGCUGGACAAAUAUCCCUCUGCUGGUGAAGAUUUUCAAGCUGAUCAUUAACGAGUUGUCCUCAGUGGUGGAGGCCAACACCACCAGAAGUGCAGCUGCAGACUGGAGCCAUGAUUCAACAGAUAUGUGGGAGGAGCAGGAAGAUGAAGAGGAGGAGGAUGAUGAGGAUGAAGGCCCAGCAGGGCAGCUACUUUCAGACCUCAUUGCUUCUAAUAAAUAUGAUGAUGAUUACUAUGAAGAUGAUGAUGAGGAAGACCCUGAUGCCUUGAAGGAUCCUAUUUAUCAAAUAGAUCUCCAGGCUUACCUCACAGACUUCCUGACGCAGUUCUCCCAGCAGCCCUGUUACUCCAUGUUCUCCGGUCACCUGAACGAAGCCGAGCGCCGUGUUCUACAGUCCAUCGGCAUCUAACCUGCACCCCCAACCCCCCCUCCUUCCCCCCCAAGCCCAAACCGCCACCCCGACCCGCUCACUCUGCCUGUGGCAUUCACCUCUUUUCCCAAACUUUGGGGAGCUGUGUUGGAGCACUCCCCUGCCACACCCACCUCCACCCCUCCCUCACAGUCAGUGGAACUCUGGGAAAAUGAGUCUUUUUAAUGUGUGGAACCAUCAGCUCAAACUAAUUUCUGCAUCCAUAGGGGAGAAUAAUUUGUGUGAAAUCAGAGGGGUGACUGUAUUUGAAAUGGACUAUUAUCCAUGGUGAAGGGGGGUGGGAGAGGAGGAGGAGCAGGAGGAGGAAGAGUGAGUAGGGAGGGACAAGAGCAAGAACUGGCAAGUGAAAGAGUGGAUUUAUCCCAGCAAGUCCUCAGCAGUGCCAAGCGAAGCGUGGCAGAGAGAGCUUGGGAAGCCAGGUUGAACUGGGCUGAUCUUUGCAGGGCUUCAUGACAUUUCUGGAAUAUUCCCCCAUGCAUAUUUCCUGGGGGAGGGGGGGGGUGAUGGGGUUUGGCUGUGUAGAUAUGAACUCUUUACUGAAGGAGGGGUCUACAGAUGAACUGUUUCCUCGUCCCUCUGUGUCCUGCUUGCGGCUCCCUCUGCUGCUGUGUUUUUGUACUGCUCCAUGGCACCUGUGUGCGGAUCAAGAAGACAAAAGACUGCUGUGUUUGCGUUUGUGUGUGCGUGCGGCAGGGACUGUUAAUCUGAACUAAAGCGAGGCUAUUGGCUUGGUUAAUCCUCUGUUUUGUCAUUGGGAGAUCCAGCCUUUAGAUGACCCCAGGGGGGCGGGGUUGGAAGCGUUGGGGUCAGGGGGUGCCCAGCGGAAGUGCGAACUGCAAUGCUGUUGCUUCAGUGACACCCAGUGUCCAAAUUUCCAGCCACCCUCGGCAGCUUUCGCUGGUUUCUCUAAAUGAAGCCUGAAAGGCUGCCGUGUUCAGGCCUUUUCUGUACCUUAUCUAUCUCACUGUACUGUGCUGCAGGUGCUGGUACCAUGCACUCACUGCUGUGCUGCAGGUGCUGGUACCAUGCACUCACUGUACUGUGCUGCAGGCGCUGGUACCAUGCAACCAGGUCAUAGAGUAUGCAAUUCAUGGAAACACAGCCUCGCAUUUUGAUAAUUAGACCCUGAUGGAAAUUGGCUGAUAUCCACUAUUUUCUCUAAAAGUGUUGGUUAUUUUUAUAUAAUGUCCUGUAUCUUACUCUGUGCUGCUAAUUAAAAAAACACAAGGCCCAUUAUCAGAAAUGAGAUGGCCAAAAACUGAAGUCACAAAUUACAAUGCUCUCCCUUCAUUCAGUUAAAUAUGAACUUGUCCACAGUUUUCCUGCUGUGGAUAGUUUCCAUGGGUGACGCCAGCUGGGUGACCAUACCCAUGUAUGGUGCCCUAGUUUACCCUGAUGUCAAAGAACGUAAAAAAAUGGAACUUAAUCACCUUCACUCACAAAGGACUACGUCAGGUAGUGGGCUAGUGUGAUUUUGUGCUGUCCCAGAUGGAGGUACCCGAGAGCUUUGGGCGUCAGCCGGGAUUAUGACAGUGGAACUGAUGACUUGUAUCACAGUGAAAUAUGUGUUCAUUGGAAAUUUGUCGCCCCCUGUUGAUUCGAAUGACAAAUGAACACUUGAAUUGCUAUUAUAAGUUGUUUGUAAAAGUUGGGAUAAAAAUAAAUGAAAUGGAGCAUUCAA